Molecule: messenger RNA, 720 nt
Organism: Erigeron canadensis
Lineage: Eukaryota; Viridiplantae; Streptophyta; Magnoliopsida; Asterales; Asteraceae
Exons: 3
Coding region: 1-720 (239 amino acids)
Source: RefSeq, a predicted model, not a curated record
AUGAAUGCAUUUUUCAAUCCCGAGGCCAUAAGCGCUUGUCUUAAUGUUAUCUUUGACGAAGAAGACAACCAGAGCCAAACAGUUUCAAGUUUUUCAGCACCCAAGUUGACUAGAAGGAAAUGCAUUUCUGCAAUACGCCAGUUAGCUUAUAGUUAUAAGGCUGAUGCUUUGGACGAGUACUUGCAAAUAGCACAAGAUACGGGGUACCAAUGUUUAGACGCUUUCUACAAAUGUGUGAUACACCUGUAUCAACACGAGUACUUGAGAAGGCCAACAGAAGUAGAUAUCGAGUGGUUAACUGCUAAACAUGAGCAGGUUCAUGGUUUUCCGGGUAUAGUUGGUAGCAAAGAUUGCAUGCAUUGGGGGUGGAGGAACUCUCCGGUGGCAUGGCAAGGGCAGUACACGCGAGGCGAUAAGGGCCAUCCCACAAUCAUGCUUGAAGCGGACAGGGCUCCUCAAGUAGAGUUUUCGGUGAAUGGCCACCGGUUUGGAAAGGGAUAUUACCUAGCAAAUGGUAUUUAUCCUGAAUGGGCCACUCUUGUCAAGUCUUUCAAGUGCCCGAUGGACCCGAAAACCACCAAGUUCAAGAGAUACCAAGAAGCUGCAAGGAAGGAUGUCGAGCGAGCAUUCGGGGUUCUUCAAGGUCAUUGGCAGAUUGUUGAGCAACAAGCCCGGGCCUACAGUGUGAACAAGAUAAAACAUAUCAUGUUAUGUGUGUGA